ACCGAGAUGAAGAGCACUCACUGAACCCAUGUGGUUCAGCCACCAGGAGAUCAUGAUGGUGGACUAGCAGUGACGCAGUGGGCGACUCCUCCUUCUAUUUGCCCUCUUACUUUUACAGUUGCUUUAUUGUUAUACGUCACUGUGGAAUACGAUUUGAAGACAGAAAACAGGUGUGUGUGAAGCCGUGUCCGAUAUAGGUUUGUUUCUUGCCAGCAAGCGGUCGUGGCUAGCGCUGCUUUGCUGAGGUCUGGUCUGUCUACAUCUGUUCUCACUACUGUCUGUGUGUGAGAGAGGAUGGAUCCAGAUGCUUCUGGCGGGAGACGGGGGAAUUCUCCGGCCCCUAAACACAGCAGCCUCAACAGCGGCAGCAGCAGCAACAGCAACAACAGCAGCAUGAAUUCCGCCGCCAACACCAUCACCACCAACAACGCCGUUGCUUCGUCCGCCGUGUCAGGGUCGUCCAGUAACUCUCCCAUCACCACCACCACCACCAGCAACAACAGCACCACCAACGGUGGCACCAUCAGCAUCCACAACCACAACAUCAACCACCACAACAACAACAAUAACAACGACGACGACAACGGCAACGCCUCCUCCGACAUGAACGAGGUGGACUUCGACAAAGCGGACACGCCCACCAACGCGCACCACCGCACCCACAACAACAGCGCCAGCCGCGGCGACCCGGAGCAGAGCGCGGGCAGCUACAGCCCCAAGUCGGAGAAGUCCGGGAAGUCGUCGGCCAAGAAGAAGGCCACCAGCAAGUCCAGCCUCAAGAUGGCGGUGGACAAGAAGAAGCUGGAGAAGUUUGUGGGCGAGGGGGAACAACUCCUGCCCGUGCCGCGCGCUCGCCGCCGCCUCAAGGGCAGCGAUCUCGGGUACAUGGUGAAGAGGGGGGAGUCGGUGGUGCGCUACAUCGACAAGGACGGGAUUGUGUAUAACCCUAACGACACCGCCUAUUUACAGAACAGAGAGAAAGGCAAGCCGUACUUCGUAUGUGCGAUACAGCGCUUCAAUUUG
Molecule: messenger RNA, 1023 nt
Organism: Aplysia californica (California sea hare)
Lineage: Eukaryota; Metazoa; Mollusca; Gastropoda; Aplysiida; Aplysiidae
Product: arginine-glutamic acid dipeptide repeats protein
Cellular component (GO): nucleus
Molecular function (GO): transcription corepressor activity; chromatin binding
Source: RefSeq, a predicted model, not a curated record